Molecule: messenger RNA, 2526 nt
Organism: Wasmannia auropunctata (little fire ant)
Lineage: Eukaryota; Metazoa; Arthropoda; Insecta; Hymenoptera; Formicidae
Product: insulin-like growth factor-binding protein complex acid labile subunit
Exons: 7
Molecular function (GO): protein binding
Source: RefSeq, a predicted model, not a curated record
AUGUUCAUUGAACAUGAAUUUUUCAAGUCAAAAGAUACUUUAGUAUUGACUCAAACCGACUACGUCAAGAGAAUACUGCAGCAGAGUGGCAUGAAAACUGCUAAGCCAGUUAAGGUUCCUAUAUUUCAGGGAGAGCAAACUAAAAAUUAUACAUACAGAGAAAUGGUUGGAUGUUUGCUUUAUGCAUCGUCGAAGAUAAGACCUGACAUAGCAUUUGGUGUGAAUUAUGUCAGUAGAUUUAUUGAGAAGCCAAUGCAAGAAAACAUCAAUGAUGUAAAGCAUACCUUUUUAAAAAAAGAGAGUGAAGUGGGGGUGGGGGUGGGAGUGGGGAUGGAAGUGAUACAUGUGGAUGGGUGUAAGUGUAGUAGGUCAUACAGGGACGAAAUGGGAUGUAUUGAGACUUUGUACUCGUGCCUGUUGGUGACUCUUUUAUUAUCAGGUAUCUUUCCGUUGAAUCAAGCACAAUGGAGGCCAUGCAUCGAAUUAAAGCGGGAUCUCGUAAUACCUUGCAAAUGUACCGUAUCCACGGAUUACCCACGAUCAAUUGAAAUGAAUUGCGACCGAGUAAUUUUCACGCGAGAUAGCAUAAACAGCUUACGUGAUCAAUCAAUUGUGUCAAUUAGUCAGAGAAACUGCGGUUAUCAGACUUUACCGGAAAAUCUCAUUAAUUCUGACUUGAAUCUUAGAAGACUGGAUUUGUCGAGUAACUCAAUCUAUCGGCUGAUGGACCGCAUGCUACAGAUGCAAAGUGAACUGCAAGAAUUGCGACUAGCUGACAAUCUUUUGGGCGAAAAUUUAAAUCCAAUAUUUUCCAGUAAUGAAUUCCAUGGCAUGAUAGAGCUUAAGGUUCUCGAUCUUAGCAGAAAUGGUCUUAGAAGCAUUGAGGAAGGAAUUUUAAAAGGAUGCGUUAACUUAGAAAAGCUAUAUCUCGAUGGUAAUAAUUUGACUGUGGUGCCCACUGCUUCUUUGAAAGGAUUAAAUGCUAUUAGGGUGCUAUCUUUGGCAGGCAAUAAUAUCGGUUCUCUUUCGCGAGAUGCUUUUAAUACUCUCGGUGAGUCAUUGUUACAAUUGGACCUCAGCGGUAAUGAAUUAUCUCAUAUGGAGGAUAAUGCUCUUUCCGAUGUACAACACUUGCUAUUUUUAAACAUCUCUCAUAAUUCUCUUAGUCGUUUCAACAGUGACGUUUUCAAAGGAAUUUUUAGCUUGCUGCAGUUAGAUCUUUCGGCUAAUUUUCUCCAGGAGUUUCCCACUGAAGCACUAAGACAUUUAAUAGAUUUGAAAUUUUUGAAUAUCUCCAAUAAUCUUAUUACCGAAAUAGAACGGAUACAUUUGUUAAGCUUGAACGAGUUGCAAAUAUUAGACUUAAGCCGUAACAACAUAGGACGACUUGGUACCAAUACAUUCUCCAAUCUUAUCGCUCUCACAAAACUAGAUCUAAGCCUCAAUGCAUUACGCACGAUUGAAGAAUCGUCUUUUGAAGGCUUGACAAAAUUAAAAUGGUUAUCUUUGCAAGACAACAACAUUCUAUUAGUGCCAGCUUCGGCACUUACACGAUUACCAUCUCUAGCGCAUCUGCACGUGCAAUUCAAUCGCAUUGCUGCACUAUCUACAGAACUAAUUCGUGCCACAUCAAAAAAUCUCAUGACUUUAGGUUUAACACGUAAUCUUGUUCGCGAAAUACCUCCCAGAUUGUUUUAUAAUUUUGAAAAUCUCACUAGCAUCGAGCUCUCUGGCAACAUGCUAUCUAUUAUCUCGCAAAACAUGUUUGUUGGUUUGGAAGACAUUUUGCAGAAUCUUGAUAUAUCAUAUAAUCGAUUGAUAGCCAUUACUGAAUUGCCAUUAAGAAAUUUAAUUUCACUAAACUUGGCUGGUAAUCAAUUAAAGCGAGUGUCACCGGAUACUUUCAAGUACUUGCAUAGACUGCAGUAUUUAAAUCUUAGUAACAAUCCUUUAUACGGUGGUUUUCCGCCAAUAUUUCCUUCGUCCUUAAUCGAUCUUGAUAUAUCAUACACAGAGCUCAAAAUCUUGCCGACUGUUUUGCUAUUGAACCUUGAAUCACUAGAAAGAAUUUCUCUAACUGGCAAUCAGCUACAAGAAAUUGACGAAGGCACUUUCCAGUAUCUCUAUAAUCUCACGGCAAUUGAUCUGUCGUACAAUGUCAUUGAACACAUCGAUAACAACGCUUUUGUUGGUCUUAUAAAUCUUUAUUUGUUAAAUUUGAGAGGUAAUAAGCUCACGUCGUUUAUUGGCGAACAUUUCAACACAGGCACUGGCUUAGAAAUUCUUGAUCUAUCUGACAAUCGCAUCAAUCAGUUAUCUCCGAUAGCUUUUGCAAUCCAUCCCAGACUCAGGCGACUCGAUCUUUCAGGCAAUACAUUUGUUCAAUUUUCUAGCGACUUUAUCAAAUCGCUACAAUUCUUGGAAUGGUUGAAUUUAUCCAAAAAUAUGCUGUGGCACGUAAACGAAUUUGCCUUCUCACAGAUGGGAAAAUUACGUGAUUUGGAUCUUUCUAAUAAUAAAAUUGAA